Messenger RNA from Mya arenaria, 1181 nucleotides. RefSeq lists its product as uncharacterized. Bases 238 to 624 code for a protein of 128 amino acids. The record is from RefSeq and is a predicted model, not a curated record. The transcript is spliced from 4 exons. Lineage: Eukaryota; Metazoa; Mollusca; Bivalvia; Myida; Myidae.
CCGACGAGUCCGCCAUUUUUGUUUGAUCAUAUGACUAUGAAUGUGAGCUGUGUUAUGAUUGGUCAUGCAGAAAGUAUUCACCAAUUGAUGCGCGUGAUACAUCGUAAAUCAAGGCAGUUCUAUUUAACAAAUAUGGCGGACGUAUGAUAUAGUGAUGAUACAUGAAAUGAACUUAAAAGAGUGAACGUAAAAUAAAUCUUAUUGAACGAGCAAUAAAGGUUUAAAUACCGCCUUGCAAUGUCGGAAAAGGACGCCCUGACACCCAAACGGCCGGAAGUGGCCCCCGUGUCCUCGAUCCCGGAACAGACCCGGGCAAUCUACUAUGACAGCACUCAGACUCCAAAACAGAGAUGUCUACAAAUGAUGUUUGUAGGCCUGGUAACAGUAAUGGUACUGGUGAGUAUGAUACUGAGUAUCGUGCAGGGGGUGAAGAACGGCUCGUAUGGCGCCAUCUACUUCAUGAUGGGCCUCUGUCUCUUGGGAUUCGUCGCCAUUGAGGUCAUUCUGAUCAUUUUUAUUCGUCGGGAACACCUUGACCGCAGCAAACUCUGGUUCCUGUACUUUGUCGGCAGUAUUGUGAUCUUGGAGUCUAUAUUCACAGACGUUCUUGUUUAUAAAAAGUGACGAAUUUUGUUAUUGCAUAGAUAUCCUAAUUACACUAGUCUUCAUUUAUAACAUGUACAUUAAAUAUAUCUGGGGUUGUAUUCAUUAAACAUCUUAAGCCAUUUCUUAACUGAAGUCGGUUUCCUUAUAUUUUCAUAGUCAAAUUUAAGAAAAGUAUAAUUUGUUUUAAUAAAAAGGUAUGUUUAUUACAUACAUUUAAUUCAAAUGAAGUAUUACAGAUAUAAUUAAGUCAUGAUAUCAUAUGACGAGUUAGAUACUUAACUCAGGCAAAAAAGAUUCCAGUUAUGAUAUGACACAAUAUGUUUUAUGAUACUGGCCCCAUUCUCAUUCAUCAGAGGUUUGAUGAUCAAAAUAUCUUAAGUAUUGUUCGCGUAAUAUCAUCGCUCUGGUGUACGAGAAUGACUGGCCCAGGCCUACAGAGCAGUUUAAAUCAAAGUGUUAAUAGUUUAGAUGCUGUUAAAUGGUGUAGUCUAAAAUGUUUGUAUUUAUUUCUGCUGCUUAAUGUGGAUGCUCCCAUGGUAAUUCAUAAACUUCCAAUAAAAUCAUCAACAAAUGUG